Oncorhynchus gorbuscha (pink salmon) is the source of this 6502-nucleotide messenger RNA. Its product is annotated as leucine-rich repeat-containing protein 75A-like. The record is from RefSeq and is a predicted model, not a curated record. The transcript has 4 exons. Lineage: Eukaryota; Metazoa; Chordata; Actinopteri; Salmoniformes; Salmonidae. Bases 1143 to 2480 code for a protein of 445 amino acids.
ACAGACAAGAGACACCCUCGACCAGUUCCCGGACUCUACCCUAGGCUACUGCUGAGGACGUUCUAACAGGACAUGCCUCGAAGAGCGGAACAUGGGACCAACGAAUCCAAUUUAUUGCAAAGGAAAAGGUUGACAUUACACGUGAGUCAUUUGGAGAGGCAGAGGUGAAUAAACAAACGGAGCAGAUAAAGAUUAUCAUUACCAUGCCCUGUCUCCAUCGCCACUACCACAUUCGUUUAGCGUCUUUUUCAUUUUCUACACAGACGCAGAAUCGGUGGAAUUAUUGAUUAAGAGGAUUCCAAUGUGGACGGGAGAGGAGAGGAGACACUCGUGACAAUGAGAGUCACAUCAAUUUAGGAGCGGCCCUUCAGAAGAUAGCCGUUUAUAUGUGAAGGACAGAAAUGAAGUCGUCUCCAGGAUAGCGCUGUGAGCGAGUGCAUCCGAUCGGAGUUUGCUGGCGAUCUGCGGGACUGCUGCUCCCGGUAUUUGCGGCCAUGCUGCGGGAAGCAUCCUCCGAGCUCUUCACCGACUUGAGGGGCUUUUACCAGCCGAUUGUUAUUACAGUGAAUUCGUUAAAAUGAUUUCGUUGUCUUGAAGACGGCUAUUCCCGAGGCUUUUUUGCAAUAUUUGUUUCAUCGUUUGCUAAAGAACUCUGCGCAGAGAGAGCUGAUAAUAUUUCACAUAGCUCUGACAUUUGUAUCCUAACAAAAUCCUGUGGAAAACGUGUAAUUAUUUAUAGACUAUGUUCCGUGAAUUGCGGAACAAAAGUUUUGGGUUGUUUCCCGGGUUGGGUAGUGUAGGCCUAUGGGGUUAAGUGUUUCUCUGUUUGUGUUUAAAGUGGGCACGCAUAGCAGCCAAUUCGCGGGUUAUACAUUGUAUUCAAAUCUGAAUGAAUGUGUUGGAUGUUUCCCCUACUGGUAUUGCACUCUAACAGCUGGACAGUGUACUAUUCACGAGGGGACAGGUGUGUUGUCCAGAGAGUCAGGUGGAGAACGAACCCAGAGGUCCUAUCCACUUUAAGCCCUUUAUGGGGGGGGGGGUUAAUGUUUAGUGCAAAAAACAAAUAUUUUUAAUGCAAGUCAGCCUUGCAUGACUGCCUUGGGGAGCAAGUCAUUUCUUACAGCAGAUUCUAACAUCCGAACAUGGGCACCAAACAGACCAAAGGUGCCGGGUGCCAAGAGGCUGGGCCCAGCCCACAGCACGGGUGGAAACGGACCCCCACCAAGGAGAGGGGUGACAUCUUCACCUCCUUCAUGUUGAGGUCAGGCGACCGGCUGAGUCGUGGAGGGUCCCCUCCGCCCUAUCAGCGCCGGAUAGGCAUGAUCCAGGAGAUGAUGCUGAUGGCCAAGCAAGGAGAACAGGACAAGGCCACAGAGAUGCUGCAGACACUCCGGCAGGACUUGGGGAUGGAGUCCACGUCUCUGGAUGACGUGCUGUACCGCUACGCCAGCUUCAGGAACCUGGUGGACCCCAUCACCCACGACCUCGUCAUCAGCCUGGCCAGAUACAUCCAGUGCCCCCCCAAGACCGGCCCGGGGGAGGAUUCUCUGGGAGCCAUGGAGAAGGUGUGUCGCCAGCUGACCUAUCACCUGAGCCCACACUCACAGUGGAGACGGCAGGGCAUACUGAAGAGGAAGCCGCUGGCAUGUCUCAAGGUCAUGCUGUCGACCCCUCCCCCUAACGGGACGCUGGACCUUUCGGGCAUCCCCCUGACGGUGCGUGACAUGGAGCGCCUUUGUGCCUACCUGCAGCGCCACGCGCCCAUCAUCUGCAGCCUGGAGCUGGGCUUCACCGAGCUCACCGACGACGCCUUCCUCCUCCUCCUGCCCACGCUGGCCGCCCUGCCCCGCCUGGAGACCCUGGCCCUCAACGGCAACCGGCUGACCCGUGCCGUCCUCAAGGAGCUGACGGACAGCCUGAAGGACCCGGCUAGCUUCCCCAGUGUCACGUGGAUCGACCUGGGCAACAAUGUGGACAUCUUCUCCCUGCCCCAGCCCUUCCUGGUGAGUCUGAGGAAGCGCUGCCCCAAGCAGGGCAACCUGCCCACCAUCCUGGAGUUUGGUGAGAGCCAGGCCAGCGAGCCCGAGGGGAGGGUGGGGGAUGAUGACGAUGACAGGGAUGACACCAACAGGACAGUGAGCAUGGAUGAACUGAGGUCGGAGGUGGAGGGAGAGAUGGAGAUUGAGGAGAUGAUGGAAGAGUUGUUGGACUUUGACCUGGAGGUGCAGGGGAAGGAGAACGAGAUAGAGGACAGCAUGUGGACAAUGGAGGAGCAGAGGAGGGAGGGACAGAGGAAGGAGGAGACACGGGGACAGGGAAUUAGGAAGAUGGUGGAGAGGGCGGAGCUAGAGGAGGAAGACACAGAGAGUGAGUCCUCCCACUUGUCGGGCUCCAGCCACUCGCAGCAUUCCUCAAGAGUGGUUGAUCUAAUGAAGGAGGAUGGAGAGAAGGGGACUGAUCACGUAGACCACCUAACCUGAGCAAGAACCCCGGUCCACUCUGCUUGUAACUUCCCCUCCCACGUUUUGUCUAGAAGGAGAAGAGAGCAGUACCAGCAAACAGUGAACGUUGCUAUAACGUUAGAUAACGCCAUUGGAACGCAUUGGUAACCGGAACUUGUUUUCUGGGUUGGACAUCUGGGGGAGGGACUCUGUCAUCUCAACCUACUGGAAUGGAUCCGGAAUAACCAACUGAUCUGGGUGGACUGUUCGUCCACGGAUGUACAGUUUAGGGAGAUGACAAUCCAGGUUGAAAGAGGAGGAGGUUUGUGAUAACUCUUAUUGUUGUUUCAUUAUGAAUUAGGAUUACAAUCCUCUGUAGUAAAGAGUAAUAGACAUAUUAUAUAUCAAAUGUAGAAAAUAUUGACCUUUUCGAAUGUACAUGUGAGUAUGUCAAUGCUGGCACGUAUGAGAUGUUUCGUUCAGGUUUUACUCCCUGCUCAUCCUGUCCUAUAGAUGGAUGAAUGCCUAUGUGCCUGUCACUUGUUCCCCUCUUGGUGGAGAGACAGUGUAUAUCAGAGAGAGAGACAGCCAGACGACUGAUGAAUGGACGGACGGACAGACAGACGGGUAGGUAGGAAAGCAGAAGAAGAGCGGUAGACACAGACUGCUUUGGUGUGUGAACAAGAUUGCAUCUUUCUCUCUGAUACUACAGUAUGUCUGUCUGUCUGUAUCUCUCUGACCAGCGCUCUCUUCACCAAUCCUAACUACCCAUUUUAAAAAAUGCAUAUGCAUGCUCCAGUGUGUCGAUUUUUUGAAUAUGAAAGGAAAAGAUGCUGACUAUAAGGUUCAUGAUUGUAAAGCAUGUGAGGGGGGAGUUUGUUGCUGUGAGGAAAAGCAAUGUUUUGGCUAAGGAAUAUGGCUUAAGCACUAUGGUGUCAGGAGAUACGGUGACAGGAAAUAUGGUGACAGGAGAUAUGGUGACAGGAGCUAUGGUGACAGGAGAUACGGUGACAGGAGCUACGCUAUGGUGACAGGAGCUACGCUAUGGUGACAGGAGCUACGCUAUGGUGACAGGAGCUACGCUAUGGUGACAGGAGCUAUGGUGACAGGAGCUACGGUGACAGGAGCUACGGUGACAGGAGCUACGGUGACAGGAGCUACGGUGACAGGAGAUACGGUGACAGGAGCUACGGUGACCGGAGAUAUGGUGACAGGAACUACAGUGUCAGGAGCUACGGUGUCAGGAGCUACGGUGACAGGAGAUAUGGUGACAGGAGCUAUGGUGACAGGAGAUACGGUGACAGGAGAUAUGGUGACAGGAGCUACGGUGACAGGAGCUACGGUGACAGGAGAUACGGUGACAGGAGCUACGCUAUGGUGACAGGAGCUACGCUAUGGUGACAGGAGCUACGCUAUGGUGACAGGAGCUACGGUGACAGGAGCUACGGUGACAGGAGCUACGGUGACAGGAGCUACGGUGACAGGAGAUACGGUGACAGGAGCUACGGUGACAGGAGCUACGGUGACCGGAGAUAUGGUGACCGGAGCUACGGUGACAGGAGCUACGGUGACAGGAGCUAUGGUGACAGGAGAUACGGUGACAGGAGCUACGCUAUGGUGACAGGAGCUACGCUAUGGUGACAGGAGCUACGCUAUGGUGACAGGAGCUACGCUAUGGUGACAGGAGCUACGGUGACAGGAGCUACGGUGACAGGAGAUACGGUGACAGGAGCUACGGUGACCGGAGAUAUGGUGACAGGAGCUACUGUAACAGGAGAUAUGGUGACAGGAACUACUGUAACAGGAGAUAUGGUGAAAGGAACUACUGUAACAGGAGAUAUGGUGACAGGAGCUACUGUAACAGGAGAUAUGGUGAAAGGAACUACUGUAACAGGAGAUAUGGUGAAAGGAACUACUGUAACAGGAGAUAUGGUGAAAGGAGCUACUGUAACAGGAGCUACGGUGACAGGAGCUACGGUGACAGGAGAUACUGUAACAGGAGAUAUGGUAACAGGAGCUACUGUAACAGGAGAUACGGUGACAGGAGCUACUGUAACAGGAGAUAUGGUAACAGGAGCUACUGUAACAGGAGAUAUGGUGACAGGAGCUACGGUAACAGGAGAUAUGGUGACAGGAGCUACGGUAACAGGAGAUAUGGUGACAGGAGCUACGGUAACAGGAGAUAUGGUGACAGGAGCUACGGUAACAGGAGAUACGGUGACAGGAGCUACGGUAACAGGAGAUAUGGUGACAGGAGCUACUGUAACAGGAGAUGCGGUGACAGUUGUGGUGAAUAGAAUAAUUCAAUCAAGAUAUUAUGUAGUUCAGAGCAAAGUGCUGAAUGACAAUCUUUAGUAGCCUCGUCUUUUUCCCUGCCAGUCAUGUAGAGUGAACGUAUCACUUAUCACCAUCGUAUCAAAACUUUAAUAGUAUUUUGUUGUGUGGUUACAACAAUGCCAUCUUACAGGGACUGUCUCUGGGCUACAGCUAUAGAACACGCCCUCAUUCUCAGUAACUAUGUAGCUCUCGCACGGCACAUGUUUUCCCAUUUGUAACAACAGUCUAAUCAAACGCUUUGAGAAUUAGGACUAUGCGCUUCAUCUUCUUUGUUAAUUGUGUAUAUGAGGUACCUGAUGCCUUUAAGGGCAGUGACAUGGGGUUAUGUGUCAGCUGAGGGGAUUGCAAUAGGGUCCAGAGGUUCAACGUCAGUUCUCAGAAGUGUAAUUCCUCAACACUAUUAUCACCCCCCCCCGCCCCAACAAAGAUAGAUGUAUGUGCUGAUAGUGUGCCUGUUAUACUGUAUUCAAAUGAGAAGACCGUGGAUAUACUGUAUCUUAACAGACCAAUUAGAACCACAAUUUCCAGGGUCUCAUGUCCAGAACUCGAUCCACCAUUGCACACUGUUGCCUCGCAAGCACUUCCUGAAGCGUGUAUUCUGUUCUCAGGUCUACUCCUAUCUGAGACAUGUCUUGUUCACGUCUUUCUUCGUCCGGAGACGGUCCAGUUGAACACAGGGUUGUGUGUAUGUGGGUCUAUAGGAGAUGUAACAGACGGGUACACUGUCUGUAUUUGCACGGUGUCCCACUGUGUGUCUCUGAUAGAUUUCCCUGUGAGAGUGCUUUGUCUGUCUGGGUGCAGUCUCUUGUGUCUCUGAUAGAUUUCCCUGUGAGAGUGCUUUGUCUGUCUGGGUGCAGUCUCUUGUGUCUCUGAUAGAUUUCCCUGUGAGAGUGCUUUGUCUGUCUGGGUGCAGUCUCUUGUGUCUCUGAUAGAUUUCCCUGUGAGAGUGCUUUGUCUGUCUGGGUGCAGUCUCUUGUGUCUCUGAUAGAUUUCCCUGUGAGAGUGCUUUGUCUGUCUGGGUGCAGUCUCUUGUGUCUCUGAUAUAUUUCCCUGUGAGAGUGCUUUGUCUGUCUGGGUGCAGUCUCUUGUGUCUCUGAUAGAUUUCCCUGUGAGAGUGCUUUGUCUGUCUGGGUGCAGUCUCUUGUGUCUCUGAUAGAUUUCCCUGUGAGAGUGCUUUGUCUGUCUGGGUGCAGUCUCUUGUGUCUCUGAUAGAUUUCCUUGUGAGAGUGCUUUGUCUGUCUGGGUGCAGUCUCUUGUGGCUCUGAUAGCUUUCUCUGUGAGAGUGCUUUGUCUGUCUGGGUGCAGUCUCUUAUGUCUCGAUGGAUUUCUCUGUGAGAGUACUUUGUCUGUCUGGGUGCAGUCUCUUGUGUCUCUGAUAGAUUUCUCUGUGAGAGUGCUUUGUCUGUCUGGGUGCAGUCUUUUAUGUCUCGAUGGAUUUCUCUGUGAGAGUGCUUUGUCUGUCUGGGUGCAGUCUCUUGUGUCUCGAUGGCUGGUUUUGGGAAUAAAGACUCUACUGGAGGAUGUUUCGUUGGAACUCAGUCCAUAUCUGUCAUAUUGAGAAGAUGUGACAAUGCAGUUUGUUUCUUUGUAUACUUGAAUGUUUGGGCAUCUCUGGCACCUCUCUCGUCACUGCCCACAGCGCUGCGAUUUCCCCUCCCAAACCAGUGGAUGAUUAUUAGUGGAAUAUGAAAACAAAAUAAGCAAAAUGUGCCUGAGUUAAUGGA